This is a messenger RNA of Pecten maximus, 6566 nucleotides long. Its product is annotated as ectopic P granules protein 5 homolog. Gene Ontology annotation, cellular component: cytoplasm. The record is from RefSeq and is a predicted model, not a curated record. Lineage: Eukaryota; Metazoa; Mollusca; Bivalvia; Pectinida; Pectinidae. Gene Ontology annotation, biological process: autophagosome maturation.
GAUGAGGAUCCUAAGAAUGCAUGGGUGUAUCUGUUAGAGAAUGACAUUGUGGCCAUAUUGAACCAGAUACCAAUGGUGGAGGCGUACCAACACAUCAUGCUCAUGACAAGGAACAAUGAUGGUUCGCUGGGCUACAAUGUGAAGCUGACUACCGACACGGUGAUAAUUAAGUUGUUUGCCUUCUGUACGUGUCUGAUAAAUCUGCUGGGAUGGGGCCUACAGACCCACAAUCAGGGGAGAUACCGUCAACUCAACAAGCGUAUAGGCCGAAUGAUCAGACAAUGUGUACAGUAUGUCUCUGACCACUGGGAGAAUUUCCGAGAGGCUAACCGACACCUGUUACCAUGGGAACUGUUGGAGAGACUACAAUUGGAGUACAGUCAAUUCUUCCUCAGGGCUACAAAUUGUAUACUUACUGCCCAAAGACUAGGGUGUUGGCAGUUCAUGACAGACAUGCCCUACUCCACACUAUCAGGAGAAAUGGCCUGGCAGCUCGUCUGGCUAUUCCACCAGGGACGUGGACAGACUAUCAACCUUGAUGCUCUGCCUUCAGAAGAACUCUGUAGGAAGUUUAUCUCCAACCCCGACAGUAGACAACAAUUGUGUGACUCCGUACAACAUUUACCAACAUCAGAAGCUAUCUACCUCCUCACAGCGCUGGCCAAUAUUGCCCAGAGUAGACAACAGCAGGAAAGUGAAAUCAUACACGCCAUCUCUCUGUGUGUGUUUCAGGUGUGUUAUGUGUGUAGUAACACCAGGGAGAUGUGCUCGAAGGUUGGCAGGGAACUUCUGGCUGCCAUAGCAACCAUCCACCCAUUUGUCUUGUCUCUGUUGGUACAGGAGGCCAAAGACAACCUGGAUAGCAUCGGCAUGAUGGCUGUUUACCUGUUCAAAGAGCUUCCGUUUGACUUAUGGUUGCCAAGGGAAAAUGAUUUUGAUGUGAUAAGGCAGUGGUUACUGGCUACAGACCUGACCAACCCUGGUAACCAGGUGGCUCGACUAGUCCUUAACAAGAUCAACUGGGGGGUGGAGCCUGAGACAAAUCGCCUCUUUGUACCAUAUGACUUCCACAAGAUGACAGCCGUUCUUCUGACAGAAGCCUACGGAAAAUUUGUAACCAACAAGAACCUUGGUUUCUGGUUCUUGGAGGGGAUGAAACAGGUGGCGUUAGUAGUGAAGCAGCAACAAACCAAUGAGCAGCAGUUUAACAACUGGUGUUGGGAGGUGGUGAUGAAGCUCCACCUACACAUCAGUUGUCUCCCCUUGCCUGACCUUGCCAUGUUUAAGUCUGCUGGGGGUCCACCUGACAUCUCCAAGGACAACUCACUGCUGGCUGUGUCUAAAGGAGUCAAGGAAAAAAACCCUAUGGCCAGUUUUAUAGCUGCCAUAGGCACGAGUCAGGGCCACAAUGCCACAGAGUUCCUGGCGGAAGGUCUGGGCCAGCUUUGUUGUCUGGUAGAGAACAACCAUUACAGACCAGCACUUCUUGUUCUUAACUGUACCAGCUCACUGUUCCUCAACAACCCAAAAGUCGUCACAGAAAACGACAGGUUCAUGAAGUGCAUCAGUGGUAUUUUAGGGGCUGAUGAUUCCUUCCUCAAAGUCAGUAAGCUGUGGAGCGUGGAUUUCCCUGGACCUAUGACCAAGCUCUUCUCCUGUAUGAUACAGGACUGUAUAGAUAAGGCCGCCAGUUUGCCGGGUAGUUCAGCACUGUUUGUGGCGGUAGAUUUCUGGAUUCGAGUCAUCAUUAAAACCCCUAAGUGGUUCCAGGAUAAGAACUGCUGCUUUAUUGUGGAUAACCUGGUAAAGGUGGCCUUCACCCACAAGGUCGGAAUGGAGUUGAUACAGCCAGCAUUCCAGGAGACUUUUCAGAGCCACUACAAGGAGAGUGCCCAGCAGGGGGCUAUGUCCACCCUAGUCAGCUGGAUGUCGUCAGGCAGUAAUUGUGCGAUGAUUCCAUCCCUUGUUGAGCGUAUGGCCACUCCAGAGGCCUUCAGUUGGCUCACCUUCAUUAUACUGGACAUAGAGUACCGUGCAGAAGCUGAAAUGAAGGUGUGGCUCACACUGAAGGAAGAAAUACACACAGAGCCAAAGCUGUCACCGGAGCAGGCUCUCAAGAAGGCCGUCACCAAACUGAAGUUACAGGUAUCCCCCGGCCUACACAGCCUGAACAUCUACAGAUGGGGACGUCAGGCUCUCGACAUGGACAUAGAACAUCCUAUGGCACCCCUCGUCUGGCAACGCUUCUUUGGCCUAUUUCUCGGUCGUAUGGUGUCCCAGGUCAGCAUGCAGCAGCGAGCUAGUGUUGGGGAGAAGUUCUAUGAUGUCAGUAAGCAUACCUCUGAGCUGAAGAAGAUGAAGAAGAAACUAAAGGAAGCUGUGGAUUAUCAUAUGAACUAUCAGUCAGAGAUACAGCACAAGGAAGCAGAGUCCAGCAGAGAGGAGGAAAGACGAGAGGAGACUGGUGAGGUUCAAACGUUAGAAGACCAAUCCUUUCUACCCAGGCGUGACUUUCACCAACAACUCACAAGACUGUACCAAACGUUUCAACUGUGGACAGAGGAACCAAUGUUACAUGAUGCUAAACUCUACCUACCUGCCCUCCCCCCACAGUAUCAGUCAGAUAGACUGCUCCUAUUGUUUCAGAACCAAGUGGAUCCAUGGUUGGAGUUAGUCGACCAUGACAGAGUGGUGUUUGAUGAUCCAUGGCUUGAGUUAGUCGACCAUGACAGGGUGGUGUUUGAACUGGCCCAGCUGACAAGUGAGUGGAACACAUCACUUCUGGGUUCAGAGGUCAAACAUACUGUUACCAAGGAAACAGGGAGUGCACAGACAGCCACAGAAAAGAUAAUUAAUCGUCUAGAGCGCCACGAUCCUGUUCAGAAUUUGCCUGACUUACAGCCACUGAAGGCAGUUGUGGAGGACAUCGGUAUCUCUGUGUUACAAGACAAAGCAGCCAUCAUGCAUGUCCUGAAGGCUGACCUUAACACCUUAAAGGAAUAUGCUAAGUCUUUCCAUGUCCGGACGUCCCAGCAUGUGGCCUGUGAUGAUGAUUUUGGCAGACUACUACCCCAACUGUACUACAACAGACCUAAACAGGUGAAAGUCACGAUAGAGUGCAAGAGUGUCAUCAACCCUUUACACAAGUGUUCUAACCCAGCCGUCGUCGUCGUUAAUAUCAGAGAAAAGGCUACAGAUGAAGUAGUCCAAAGGCAGACAGACGAGAACCGAGCAGAGUUCAAACAGCUGUUGAUAGAGGGAAUCAACCCUCCCCCACAAGUUGUGUGUGUGUCUGUUGUACAUGUGGAGAAUGCCAUCACGAUGUUGGUAAAACUUUCGCGGAGCUGUACAGAUGACACACAACUGUCGCACUACAAUGAUGUUGCAUGCUCAUUCUUCUUCCACCUGGCGGAAUCAUUCAACCAUGAUAUUCAGUUUUACCCACCGACUCGACAAUUCUUUUCCUCGUGUAUGGACUUACUUGGGAAGGAAUUUAUACAACAAAACACAAGUCAGACUGAGCUUGUACUCCAGUUCUCCUUGGACAACCCAACCAUGGCAGGUCACAUGUCCCCACAUUUCAUUCCCCUCAAUACUGCCCACCGUUACGUGACUAUGUAUGAAUGUCUGGUCCAGGUCCUACAACGGCAGGCCCCUCAUCUGGUGUUUACACUUCUCACCAAGUUUGACAUUGAUGAAUGGCUUACUAAGACAACUCCUGCACAAGUAGAGAUCAAGCGGUAUGGAGAGGUGUUAGGAAGAGCCUUGUACAGUUGUGGGGCCAAUCCAGACAAUAAACACGAGCUCGUAUUUGAGAUUUACUGUACACAUCUGAACAAGCUGCUCCAGCACCGAUUUCCAAGCAAUGUAAUGGUGGUCCUUAACAUUCUACUACAGGGUUCAGACAACCAACAGAUCCAUGUAAAGUGUUGGAAUCUGUUACACAUGGCCUGCUUCGGGAACAAGGAAGGACAGCGGGAAGGGACACCUAGUAAGGAAACUGACCAGGAGGUGACCACAGCCUUGACAACUGAUCAGGUACAGGAGGUACUACAAUGGAUCGGUACAUACUACCUCCAGCUGAGGACAUCCUCUAUCGACCUGUCCAUGUUUGGUCUCUACCCCAGCCUACAACAGUACAUCCCCUACCUAAGGUGUAUCAUCAGAGAUUUACUCGUCUGUCUCACUCAGAAGGUGGCACCACAGAUACAGGAUGGUAACUAUAACCAAGUGCUGGACAUGUUGUGGCAGACAACACUUGCAACCUUUAACCCCUGGUUACAGCCAAUCGCUAAGCAGGAUGGACCGCUGUUUCCAUGGAUACAGGCUGAUGCAGAAUCUGGCAAAGAGAUGGUGAAGGCGUUUCGUCACGUUGUGUAUAACAUCCACACAACCUUCCAGUAUGUCUGUGUGCCGUACCAACGAGACAUCCUAUCGGAGGUGUGGCAGUACUUUGCCUGUGUGCUGUGUACCAGGACCACACCCCCACAUGUAAGCCAGGUCUUCACAGAGGUCCUGAAACAUCUCCCGUGGGACAGACUAACCCCAAACAUCUCUGUCCUCAACUCCAUGGUGCAGCUGAAGGACACCAACAGUACAGAGAGUUUUGAGUUACUGGCCUACAUCGUGUGUCAGGUCGACUGGACCAGUGUAUUACAAUACUACAGCCAACCCUACCCUGGAGAGUCCUACCCGGGCGAGGGGCAGGGCAUAGUCCUCGGCUGUGUCCUCAUCCUCCUCACACAGAGCUUCGGGGAUCAGAAACAUAUUGAGAUUCCAAUGCUGGAGCAGAAGAUGCAGAUAGCGGAGAAAUACGAUUGGCAGAUGUUGACAUCUGACAGUUUCCGCCAUGCCUGUAACUGGCUGCUUCAGACAUGUGACCCCACAUGUGUGUUGGUGGAGAGGUCGUCAUCAACUGCUCUAGGAAUUAGGUUGAUUAAGGCAGCGUCCGGAUUUAGUGUCCAGUACUCUGGCCAGUGGUCAUCCGAAUUGUCCGCCAAACGUCAGUGUUAUGUUCACACAGUUGUCCAGCUCCUGUGUCAGUGUACGUUUUCAGCCAGCAUCAACCUGGGGACUCUGGCCACCGCUAUACUUAACCUGAUGACAGAAGUGGAAACUGUCGGAGCCUCAGUGGUGGACUUGAGAAUGCAGCAAGACGAAACUUUAGAUUUGGUCAAAGAAAUCUUUGGUUUACUGAACAACUGUAACCCUGAGAACAAUUCCCUGGAUGUUGUCAUGACGACGGUUGUCGAGUGGCUGCAGUCAUCACCACAAAGUAUCCUACUGUUGCCAUGUGUCAAGGCUGCAUCUCGUUGUCUUGCCUCCCACACACAGAUUGUCCGCAUUGUGGAGGAAUGUAUUUAUGUGUACUUCAAGGGAGGUAUGGACCAGACAGCUGGUGGUGGCUGGGACCAAGUAUUGGCUGCCAUACAGAUACCGGACCUGAACACUGAAGAGUUCCUGGAGACUGCCCUACACGAGGGGUCGUAUCUGUUGUUGUACGGCUACUGUGUCCUUCAACAAGCCCUCUGUGUAGAUGUUAAAGAAUUUUCUUACCUUGUAAACGUUUUACUGAACUGGAUAAACACAGCCAAACCAACUGCUGACAAUGAGUCGAAGAUGAUGCUGUUGUGCUUCAAGUUCCUAGAACUUGUGAUUCAGCAGCUUGACUUUGGAACCAAACAUGCAAACUGCAUCAAGAGCCUUAAUACGUUUGUGACAUCCCUACACCAGCUAGGCGAGGACCGAGCCUCAACAGGGAUCCUUGGAGCUAUUGGGUUUGGCAAACGAUCCACACUCUCCAUAAAAUUCCGUGUUGUUGCCCGCAGCCUGUCUGCUAUGGUUUCCUCCCAGAUUUACGGAGAGACUGUACUACGCAUGCAACCAAACGAACCACUGGCCAACACCACACAGGCCAAGACUGAGAUUGGAGCUCUUCAGGCCCUCAAGUCCAAUAAACAGUACCAACAACACCGCAGUGAGAUCCAAUCAGCAUGUGAUAUUGUGAAGAAUGAACUUUGCUGUCUGCGGGAUGUGUUCAUACUCCUGCGUAAUUUGUGUGUGGCAUUCUACCCCGACAAGGAAUAUCUCUCUGUGGUUCACCAGUACAAAUAGCUCCAGGUCAUGUGAUCUGAUUCACCAGUACUAAUACCUGGGUGACUCCAGGUCAUGUGAUCUGAUUCACCAGUACUAAUACCCAGGUGGCUCCAGGUCAUGUGAUCUGAUUCACCAGUACUAAUACCCGGGUGACUCUAGGUCAUGUGAUCUGAUUCACCAGUACUAAUACCCGGGUGACUCUAGGUCACGUGAUCUGAUGUGUCACCAGUAGAUUAUUUUUGAAUAUGUGUUAAAGUGUGGCAGGAGAAUGUAUAAUAUUGUUAUUUGACCGACACUUUUGUGUACCUUUUCAAUGUGAUGCUAUAAUUCGAUAACCAUGAAUAACCACUCCAUGAAAAUUCUCAUCUUGUGAUACAUUGAUGUAAAUAUCUCAUCUUGUGAUACAUUGAUGUAAAUAUAUCAUCUUGUGAUACAUUGAUGUAAAUAUAUCAUCUUGUGGUACAUUGAUG